Messenger RNA from Wallemia mellicola CBS 633.66, 4803 nucleotides. RefSeq lists its product as hypothetical. Gene Ontology annotation, biological process: DNA-templated transcription; regulation of DNA-templated transcription. The transcript has 4 exons. The record is from RefSeq and is a predicted model, not a curated record. NCBI's taxonomy places the organism in Eukaryota, Fungi, Basidiomycota, Wallemiomycetes, Wallemiales, Wallemiaceae. Gene Ontology annotation, molecular function: zinc ion binding; DNA-binding transcription factor activity, RNA polymerase II-specific; DNA binding. The coding region runs from base 71 to 2680 and encodes 869 amino acids.
UUUAAUCUUAUAGAGGAAUCUAAGUAUUCUACAAGAUAUAUCCCUUUGUCACUGACGAUCAUCAUCGAGGAUGUCACAUCUAUAUGUCGAUAGUAUACCGGACAUGAAGCAACCUACACCUCGUAAAAGACAAGUGCAAGCUUGCUCUGAAUGCCGUAGAAGGAAAAUUAAAUGCGAUAGAGUUUUUCCUUGUAGGCCAUGCAAAUCUCGUGGAGAUGAUGCGAUAUGUAGGGAAGUUGAAAAGCACGAUGAAUCAACUACCGGCUGUGCAUCUUCAACUUCUUUAGAAUUGCUCACUAACAGGGUACUACAUUUAGAGGCGGCUUUGAGAUCUAUGCACCAGAGAUUACCACAGGAUUUACAAGCAGGUUUAAUGCCUGCGUCUUUAUCAUUGGCACAUGAACGAGCUACAUCAUCCAAUCCAGUCAAACCAGAAGGACCUAGUAGGAGAGGCAGACCACCAAAGAAGAAGUUGGCUCCUCAGAAUACACAAGAACAAGAAAAAGAAACGACUGGAUCAGCUCAAUCACGCCCGCCUCUAUCUAGCGCUGUCUCAAACGAUUCAGACGAAGAAGAAGCAGCUAUGAUUCUUGAAGAUUUCGCUUUUGGUAGACGAGAGAAGCCAUCUUUUCCAAAUGAUCGUCUCAAACUAAAUAGUUCAGCAUCAUCACCAGUCGACUCACCUCAAACAUCUUAUAACUAUCCAGGCAAUGUACCCUCGGCUUCAACUUCCACUCUACCUCGAAUAGGUCCUCUUAAAGCCUCGAACUCAUUUACACCUCCAGAUUUCAAGUUAAUGCGUUGCGAAACAUCAGCUGAGGACUACCUCAAAAGUAUUCUUGCUGUACUACCAGAUAUCAAAAAAGGAAAAGCUUUGGUGAAACUAUACGUGACAAAGGUUGACUUUUUCCAUAAAGCAAUGCACGUGCCCACGUUUCUCAAUGAUUUGGAUAUAUUUUUCCGACAACUUAACUCAAAUUCUACGAAAGAACAUGAUGAAAUCCCUCCCGCAUUUACUGGAUUAUAUUUAAUAGUUAUAUGUGUUGCACUACAUUUUGCAGACACAGAAGAAGCUAUCGCUGCUGGUUUCACUCAAGAGGAACAUAAAACGCUUCCUUCACUUUAUUUCGCUGCCAGUAGAGCUUGCUUAUGGGCAAGUGAUUACUUGGAGAAUCACAACUUGAAGAAUUUGCAAACUAUUAUUUUGAUGGGACUUUAUCUGAAUAACACUAAUGGAUCUUCUACGCACUAUUCUUUGUUAGGUGCAGCGAUUAAGAUUGCUCAGAAUCUUGGUUUGUCCAGACUUGGAGGCGAAAACCAUGCUUUAGAUGAUGUAAAGAAUUCAAGAAAGUCUCAACGGUCAGGAAUGUGGGCUAGUGUCGUUACGCGUGAAGUUGGACGUAGAAUAUGGUGGAAUCUGGUGAUGCUCGAUUGGUUCUUGGCUGGUCCACACAAUUACAACUACUCUAUCCAUCCUAGUCAAAAUAAGUGCUGUUUACCAAGCAAUAUAGACGACGAUGAUCUUAUAGAUGGUCAACCAUUGGUAGCUAAACCUAUGUCAGUAUAUACAAGUAUGACGUACCAAUUAACGAGACUGAGGUCUCUUGAACACGUUAGAGCGAUCGUCGAUGAAUAUAACGAAAACGGACAUCUCUCAUUGGAAUUUACAUUGAUACAAGAUAAGAAAUGCAAAGAUCUAAUAAACGACUUACCAGAGUUCUACAAAAUGAACUAUGACGUAAAACAACUUGGUUUAUCACCCGAAAGGAUGCAAAUUCUUCAAUGGGAGAGGACAUUAAUUAACUUGUCUACUCAUACGAGACUUGUUAAAUUACAUCGACCAAUAUUAUCAAAAGGAUAUAGAAAUAAAAACUACCUGCAGAGUAGAAUUACAUGUAUAACAGCAGCAAGAGAAUGUUUGGCUGUUCUUCGACAUGGAGACAGCGUUGGGUUCCUCGAGAGAUGGUGGAUUUGUGUAUAUUACGCAUUUGCCAGUGCUAUCGUCAUCUUCAUUGACCUUAUCCAUGAUGAUCCAAUGAGUUCAGACGCUUUCGAUAAAAGAGAAGAAAUUAAGAGCGCACUCAAUAUGCUUAAGGAUGCAAGUGGAUUCAGCUCCGGUGCUGAUUCUUCAGCUGCACUGCUCGAGGGCUUAUUAGCUGAGGAGAUUAGACAAAAGCCUGAUUUGAAGCGCAAAUUCGGUGCAGAUGAUCGUGAUAGAGGUAGUCGGCAAAGAUCUGGCGAUCUUUCAAUAUUAGUGAAAAAACUUCUAGAUGAAGGACAAGCUGCUAAGAUUAGCUCACCUGGAAGUUCACAUCAUUCUACACCACAGUAUCAAUCUGAGCAACCUACAAAUUUGGCGACAUACGCAGUUGCAAAUGAUCAAAAAGUUGAAAAUGGAAAGAAUAGUCAACAUCCAGGAUUCACAGAUGAUCUUCUCAAGCGUGUCUUCGAGGAAGGUGAUGCCGGCUUGUUUGGUCUUCCAUUGAAUACAAAUUACUCUCAACAACCGUUUAAUGUGAAUAUGAGUGAUUUGAACACUAAUUACAUGCCACAAACGACGCAAGCAAAUGACAUGUUUACUGGGGGUGAUAUGCAAUUCAAUAUAGAUCAAUUGUUUGACGCUGGAGACAAUAAUAACACUUGGAAUGUUCUUGGAGGUAAUUCAUUGAGUUAUUUGUAAAUUAUGAUGUUUAUGGUUAUUUAUUUAAUGCAAUCAAUUAUUCAAUAUUAUGGACACUGUUUAGUAGUCAUUGAACAUCUAUUGAAUCACGUUAGUCCAAUGCACUUUAUGUUAGACUCGUUUUAAUCUCUAAUAAUGUAAUCUCAUCUAACGAUAUCUACUCUACCUCGAUAAUCCCAUGAUGAAGCAACAACUCAAAAGAUUUUUCAGGUAUUAGAUCUACAUCAUUAUUCUUGCGCACUCACUCUCGAUAAUGAUAUCAAUUGUGAUUAGCAGUUCGGAAAGACAUCAUCUUGUUGUGAUGUUUGGAUACUGUUUUUGAGGAUGGAGUUUUCUGGCUCACAUAACCUUCCCUCAUGCUGAAUACAUUGUAUUUCGUGUGCAAAUGUGGUCUGAUAUACUGGAUACCAGAUGCUAGUAUUGUCUUCCCAACUGGAAUAUGCCAUGUUUGUUACAUGGAUUAUAGCAAUAUAGACACCACCACAUACUUAAUUUAUCACAAAACAAUACUAAGAAGUAUUGUGAACCAGAAUUAGUCCUAAGUGACAGAGGAAGUUUGACUAAAAUACAAAGUAACUCGUUAAAGGAUCAUGAAGUUAAACUAAAGGUGUUAUCGGGAAUAGAUAUACAAUGUUCUGCCGAUGGCAAAAUGGUUAAUGGUCGUUCUAAUAUUGUCUUACUUUCAUCAUCUUAAAAUGUUCCCUUUGCCUUCAGACAGUUCAAUAAGUGAUAAGAUAAUGUAGUGUGUUACUUAGACCACUAUUGAUAUCAAAAGUAAUCGUUAAAAUGUAUUCAUCUCGUUAAAACCCAUUAAUAUAUCAAAUGCUACAAUCUAAUGACCAACGUGAUCUUCAAUUUGUCCGAUCAGAUUCUUGAUAUUAUGUCUUUCGAAUUUACCGAAAAUAUAACCAACGUAGAGGUAAGUUGCACCUCCAGCACCUGCUAGAAAAGCAAAGAAAGUGAAGAGUGGAGAGUAAGAAGCCACAGGUGGGAAUUCUGAGGCUACUACGAGUGCUAAACCCAAAACGACCAAUAAAGCAGUAAAGAAAAUAUACUUAACAGAUUGAUUCUUUGAGUGUUUGUUAAGAGUGCGUAACUUUCUUAUUGUUUCAAGAUAGCACAUCUCAUUAUCGGUGGCUCUGCUCUUGGCUGGUGAUUCUGGUUGCUCGUUACAUUCAAACGUGGUCAUUACGCCAAAAUGAUCAGAAUACGAAUGUUCAAAGUUUUGACCACAAAGUUCAUGAAACACUAUCUCAGAUUUAACUGGUUUUAGGACUUGUGAUUUUAAUAGUAUGUAAUCUAAACGUUUUCCACCUGCAAACUUGCUAGAUUCAUCUCCAGAUGCAUAACCAGGGUAUCUUUGAUGAUGGAAAGUGUUUAAUGCUACAUCAGCCGUGUAUCCGCACCGAAAUACCGCGUCUGAUGGUGAAUGUGGAGGUAUUUUGUCGUUUGUUGGAUGAUCGACACUCCAACAAUCGAUUAGAUUAGCGUGUGUUUUCAGUAAAUCGAAAACCAAGGUGAAAGGUUCAGAGUUUAUGUCACCAGUAACUAUAACGUUUCUUCCAGAGUUGUAAGAUUUCUUAACAAGUGUCGCCAACUGCCAAGAUUGUGAUAAACGGUGAGCAAAUCGGGCAUGUUUGUCAUUCUCAGCAUACGCAGCGUGGAAAUGAGUAGUGUAGAUGUCUACCAAGCCAAUUUCAGGAACUUGUACCGUAAUGGUACCCGCACCUUUACCAGCCAUCCAAUCACCCUUAAUAACUUCUAGUGGUGGUCCAUUCAUCUUAAAAGCAUUGAAAUCUGAUUCUAUUAUUUUGUAUUUUGAUAGUAUGGCUAGUCCGCUGCCAACUAAACCAGAGUAGAAGUAUUUUGUGUAUGGAUAUACAUUCUUGAGGUUUCUUUCUACUAGUUUGUAAUCGGAAUCUAGCCAUAACUCUUGCAAACAAACGACGUCAGCAUCGCUAUUGCUCAAUUUAGAUAUGAUAGCUUUUAUUCUUUGUUGACGGUAUUUAGAUACAUUAUUUAAGCCCCAAACAUUUAAAGUUAAAACCUUCAUCGCCGUGUUAACCAAAUCCGUUGCUGUGAUCUUCUUGAAAGUAACCGACGAGGUUUAGUGAAAAAUGUCA